Molecule: messenger RNA, 1858 nt
Organism: Amoebophrya sp. A120
Lineage: Eukaryota; Dinophyceae; Syndiniales; Amoebophryaceae
Source: the annotation of a GenBank genome assembly
GUCCGUCUGUGACGCCUGCCGGUGUGCCCUGCCCCUGCGCGCCUUGGUGCCCCCCGCCCUUCUCCCGCGCGCGGCCUUCCAGAGCAGCGGCACGCUGGGGCCCCUGCCGCGCGCGUUGGUAGAGCGUCAUAGGCCCUAGUUUCAUUAUGCUAAUGUGUUUUCAUCAUCGCGUCCUAGGAGCUACGGAAGAUGACAGGUUUUGUCUGUCCUCAUGCAAAAUAACAAAAGUGCGAAUGAUAAUGAUUUGAUGUAGUUCCCGAAAAAAGCUACACUCCUGCACCAGUUCAUUUUUUUCUUUGGAUAAAGCUCACGUCCGCGCCCUUUGAGUAGAAAAUUGCCUGCUACCACACCGUUACAGUGACCGUUGGAACCGGCGAUAAUCGUCGGACUGAAACGCGUAUCCUGUGCAAAAGUAUCGCACUCGUAGUAAUCGCAGUCAUGCAUUACAAAUCUUCAUCCCAAGGUAAACCAGCAUGACAAAUUCCAUUUGGCAUGCUGAGCUAAUUUGUCAUGCGAUUUAUACUAGUACGAUACUUUUGCAGUUCAUAGCGCGCAGGGUGUACACGCACGAGGCCAGUUUCGCUGGACGCAUGGAGUGGACGGACGUCAGCGAAACCUUUGUGCUACCCUGCAGAAAAGCACACCAAUAUUACCUCCCGAAAAAAAAUUAUAUGUCAUUCUGCUUUUUUGUGUCAGAAAAAGAAAAAAAAUUGCCUGCUCGCCUGAUUAGUGAUUAUGCAGGUCCGCAUCACAAAGCACAGAACUCCGGCAACACAAAGUUUUCUAGGGUUGUAUUUUUAACGGUUGUACUUUUCAUCUCUGGGAUAGGUGCCGAAGUUGGAGGCGGUGAACCCUGACACGGGUGAGAGCCAGGCAGUUGCGUGGACGCGGAUGGUGACGGAUAUGCAGCUGGACUACUCGCAGUCCGAUUACCAGGCCGAGUUUCAAAACUGGGUGAGGGCCAAUUGGAAGGACGUCAGCGCGGAGUCCAGUGAAACCGUGACUUUUGACAAUGCUCUGACCGCGGACUUUCUGGCCCAGUGGCACGAAGGUGUGGCACGCCCGUGGUACUUGCAGGAGCACUACUUGAACCUGGCCAGGAUGUUUGGUUUGCUCCUGUGCUUGAAGUACAAGGUCAUUAACAGUGUGAUAUCCACUGCAAAAUUUUUACUAUCGUACUAGCCGUACCGGUACCACUAAUCGCGGUCACGCAUCAACACAAAUGUCAAUGUCUCACUUCUUCUUUCAUACCUGAUCCAACGUGCCAUAGUGCAUUUGCAUUUUUGUUCUUGAAAAAGUUUGUGAUGCAUUUACCAUUACCGCUAGGACGAGUUACAAUUUUUGCGAUGCAUAGCUGAGCCAGCAGUACGUGCAGUUUCGGAAGAUCGCGCAUCCUAUGACGCAAAAACCACCGCCGCUGGGCUGAGGAGCUGCUUUGGAUGAGCGUAGCGGGCGGAGGAGGCUACAGCGCCUGCAGGGUUGAAAACCUGCACAGACCCUAGGGCUCAGUACUUUUUACCGGGUUCGACUUGUUUUGAUGAGACGUCGCUUUGUUUCGUUGUUUCAUGAUCAUGCAUUCUUUAUCCAGUAGUACGUCGGAAAUAGUACUAAACAAGCACCGCGCAUGCUGAGCAUUAGCAUCAACCACACAGUACAACUUUAAACUCAACGCAGUACAACUGAGCACGUUUUUGUACACUUAUUGUCUAUUAACUAAACUCACUGUUUAUAAACAAGAUCAGGAUCUAUAUCUAAGUUAGAGUUAUUCCCGAGUUGGGCAGAUGUCUAAGGAGAAGGACCCGAGCAAGGACCAUUUUGUCGGAUGAACUUGGAUCAGAUACGAAGGGUUGUUUUACAU